This is a messenger RNA of Daphnia magna, 1293 nucleotides long. RefSeq names its product solute carrier family 22 member 4-like. Gene Ontology annotation, cellular component: membrane. NCBI's taxonomy places the organism in Eukaryota, Metazoa, Arthropoda, Branchiopoda, Diplostraca, Daphniidae. Gene Ontology annotation, molecular function: transmembrane transporter activity. The transcript has 9 exons. The coding region runs from base 1 to 1278 and encodes 425 amino acids. Gene Ontology annotation, biological process: transmembrane transport. The record is from RefSeq and is a predicted model, not a curated record.
AUGUAUGUAUUUGUAACUUCUUGUGGGCGAAGAAACCGUUUAAGAGUUGUUUCUACUUUCCGUCGCUCACAGGGAGUUUUGGGCGGUAAAACCCCAGACGUUAGAUCUCGCACUUACGCUCACAUUAUUCGUGAACAACAGUUGCGCGCCGAAGAGCAAGAGGUCCACCGUAAGCUUACCGACAAAGGAUGUUGUGCUCCGAAGCCGAUUGAAAACGAGAAGCCACCAAAUCAAGACGGAUCAGCAGCUAACACUUUUGACGAUGGCGACCCUGGCGAUGCUUUUAACGCGGACAUCAUCCUCGGUCAUUUGGGCAAAAUGGGAUGGUUUCAAAUCAAGUAUCUUUUUUGCAUCGGAUAUGGCCUGCUCUUUCCAACGUCGUGUAUCCUUAUUUACGUCUUUGUGGGAGGCGUGCCUGCUUACAGGUGUUUUGUUGAUGGUUGCGAUGAUCCAAUUGAUCCAGAGUACAAAGCCGAUUGGCUAAACGGAACUGCCCUCAACAGUCUUCUGGCAACUCCUCGUGCAUGGAGCUGUAACUACCAGGAUUUUGAUACCAUACCGAAUGCUACCACCCCGGAGUGUGCAUAUAAAAAUUACACGGUCAACGCCACUUGCCACAACUGGAUUUUCGACAAGUCUGUUUUUACAAGAACAAUCGUUACUGACUACCUUCUCGUGUGCGAUGAAUCAUGGAAGAUUACCUUUGGUUCGUUCAUCACAAUGCUAGGAGUUUUGCUGGGGGCUUUUCUCCUCGGGCCUUUGCCGGAUUUAAUAGGACGACGCACGUCAGUUGUUGUACUGGGGACGUGGAUGGCGGCCUUUGGCAUAGGUUCGUGUUUCGCUCCUAAUUUUGACGCGUUUGCAGGACUUCGAUUUCUUACUGGUAUGGGAGGUGUUGCUGUUUUACAAGCCCUCAUUAUUUGGGGAUUGGAAGCACAGGCUCCAGUAAUGCGAAUCAAAUUUAUUUGUCUCAUCUAUUGCUUUCAAUCCAUUGGAAAUCUUAUUAGUGGAUUACUGGCAUAUUUUAUCCGUAAUUGGAUAAUAUUGCAGCUCUGCCUUUUUGUGCCGAUGGGGACAAUGGUAGUUACAUAUUUCAUUUUGCCUGAAUCGACUCGCUGGCUAACAUUUAAGAAGAAAUAUCCUGAAGCCAAGGAAAUCUAUGAAAAUGCAGCCAAAUUAAACAAGAAAACCAUUCCUGCUUACUUACUGGUCAUUACUAAGAAAGUUACUGUUGACUUUCCGGUGGCUGUACAUGACAUGUCGGUAGAUGAUAGUUGAAGCCUCUCAGAAUUC